Rhizophagus irregularis DAOM 181602=DAOM 197198 is the source of this 1031-nucleotide messenger RNA. RefSeq lists its product as uncharacterized. The record is from RefSeq and is a predicted model, not a curated record. Gene Ontology annotation, biological process: Arp2/3 complex-mediated actin nucleation; regulation of actin filament polymerization. Gene Ontology annotation, molecular function: actin filament binding. NCBI's taxonomy places the organism in Eukaryota, Fungi, Glomeromycota, Glomeromycetes, Glomerales, Glomeraceae. Gene Ontology annotation, cellular component: cytoplasm; actin cytoskeleton; Arp2/3 protein complex.
UUAGUACUCUCUUGUAGUAUAAAUGAAUGAAAGCCCGCUAAGCUGAGUAGAACACGUGAUUUAUAUAUUUUUUGGCCAGAAUUACGGCAUUAAGAAAUGAUUGUGUCAACUAAUUACAGUGUAACGUAACGAUUAGCACAGAAUUACAGAUUCGUGUUAUCACGUGAUAUAAUUUAUCCUAGAUAAUUUUGGCCAGAAUUAUGAUGUAAUUUUAAAUGACUAUUUCAGAGAUUGCACGUGAAUGAUACCUAAAUUUAUAAAUAGACGUUAAAGAGAAUAUAUAUUUGCUUCCUAUAAAUUGAUAAAAAUGUCAUUCCGCAGUAUCGAUGUUGAUGCUCUAGACGAAGAUAUAUUACUUCCCGAUGAGCUAUUUGCUUUUUCUAAUGGAAUUGAAAUUGACCCAGAAACUGCUUUAAAUAAUGUUAAGUCAAAAGAAGUUGAAGUUAGGAACCUUCUAACAAGAGGUGACACAUCUAAUGCGUUAAUAAAAGCAAUAGAAAACCCUCCAUAUGGACUCUUCACGAUAGAAGCUAAAGAUCUAAAUACACAAAUUGUGAUGGAAGUUCUAAAUUCUACUAAAGCUACAGUCGAAUUUGUGAAAUCUUUAGCUACAGAACAACAAGAUAUUUUAAUGAAAUAUAUUUAUCGAGGAAUGGCGUCUCCUGAUUUAUAUAAUUCUGCUGUAUUAUUAAAUUGGCAUGAAAAGCUUACUGAAGUUGCGGGAGUGGGAUGUAUUGUUCGUGUAAUUACAGAUAGAAAGGCCGUCUAAUUUCUUUAAUACUGGACGCGCCAGUGUAAUACUAAAAAAUUUUGCAUGUAAAAAACAAGCCAUUUAAUUUUUAAUUUAAAUAAAUAAUACUUUUUUAAUAAAUUAUAAUAUUAGAUUGAAGUGUUUAAUUUCUAACAACUACAAUACAAUCUUAUAACUACUACUACGCUACUAAAUAUAAAAACUAAAAUACAGAAACGCAAAAAUUGUCAAUUUUUUUGAUUAACCUAAUAAUUUUUUCAGUCAUACCAUAAAAAAAAGA